This is a messenger RNA of Momordica charantia (bitter melon), 3139 nucleotides long. RefSeq names its product S-domain-2 5 (gene SD2-5). Gene Ontology annotation, biological process: protein phosphorylation. The record is from RefSeq and is a predicted model, not a curated record. NCBI's taxonomy places the organism in Eukaryota, Viridiplantae, Streptophyta, Magnoliopsida, Cucurbitales, Cucurbitaceae. Gene Ontology annotation, molecular function: ATP binding; protein serine/threonine kinase activity.
UAUUGAAAAAGAAAAAGAAAAUGACACGAAGAGGAAAAAAUAAAAAUUCUUAACCAAAGACUGGGGCAUCGACUCCAUGGAAGAGAGAUGAGUGAAGACUUAAAUACGGUGACAGCUUGGCAAUGGCAGACUGAUGAGGUUCUGAGUUAGUUGACACCUUUGAAACUCCACCACUACCAUCCUACUCCCUACUUGUUCGCAUUUAUUAUUCUCAAUUUCCCACUCUGCAAUCCGACGAAUUUACCAACGCCAUCGUUUGUUCUUAACUUCCCCCAAUUCAAUUCACCACUUUACUUUACUCCAUUUCCAAUCUCUUUUCAACCCAAACACCAAACCUUUUUCCUUUCGCUCUGUUGCUUGUAAGAGUGGGAGAGAUUGGAAUUGCGGGGAUCCAUUUUUUUAUUUUCCUAUUUGUCGCGGUUGGUUGGCCGCCACCAGCUUUUUGGAUUGGCUGUUCCCCAGUUUCUAACACUCUAAACCAAUUCAAAUUCAUUGCCUCAGAUCGCUUCUAACCUAUGAAUCUUACUCCUCGAAAAGGGCAUGGAAACAAGCGGUUUUCGUGGUUAUAAUAUGGUGGUCUUUAUGUGGGUGACUGUUCUUCUCCUUCGGUUGAAACCUUGCUCCGCUGGUUUUCAGAACGUUGGGCAGAUUUCUCCGGGGCUUCAAGGGACCCAGAUGAACUGGGUCGAUCACGACGGGGUGUUUCUUCGAUCCAACAACUCCCAAUUUGGCUUUGGAUUCACCAAUCCACAGGAAGUGACGCAAUAUUUUCUGGCAGUCAUUCACUUAAAUAGCAGGAAAAUCGUAUGGACUGCGAAUCGGGCCUCUCCAGUUUCGAACUCUGAUAAAUUCGUGUUCGACGAGAAAGGUAAUGUAAUUUUAUACCGUGGAGGCAAUGUGGUUUGGUCUACGGACACCAUGGACAAAGGAGUCUCUGCUCUCGCGUUGAUGGAUUCGGGAAACUUGGCUUUGCUGGGAAAUGAUAAUGCCGUAAUUUGGCAGAGUUUUAGUCAUCCGACUGAUACUCUCUUAUCGAAUCAGGGUUUUGUUGAGGGAAUGAGACUUGUGAGCGAGCCUGGUUCGAACAAUUUGACCUAUUUUCUAGAACUUGAAUCUGGGGACAUGGUUUUGUCUGCAGGAUUCAAAACCCCACAAACGUAUUGGUCCAUGAGCAAAGAGAAUCGCAAAACGAUCAAUAAAGAUGGUGGGUCUGUGACCUCUGCAACUCUGAUCGGAAACUCGUGGAAUUUCCAUGGCGAAAACGAAGCUUUACUCUGGCAAUUUGCUUUCUCCACCAAUACUGAUGCAAACGCCACAUGGAUUGCGGUUCUGGGAGACGACGGAUUUAUCUCCUUUUACAAGCUUCAGAGUGGUGGGUCUGGAGAAGCUUCGUCCGUUCGAAUUCCAGAAGAUCACUGUGGAACCCCGGAGCCAUGUGGGUCGAAUUUCAUCUGCUACAGCGAGAACAAAUGCCGCUGCCCUUCGAUUCUUGGCUCGCACUCAAAUUGCCAGACGGGGAUCGUUUCGCCAUGUGAUGAAUCGACGGGACAUGUGGAACUUGUGGAGCUUGUGGAGUCUGAAGAUACGAUCGGUUAUUUUUCACUCCAAUUCACGCAGCCCUCUUCGAAAACAGAUUUGGAGAAUUGCAAAUCCUCUUGCAGAAGUAACUGCUCAUGUAUUGCUCUGUUUUUCCAGGCCAGUUCCGGGGGCUGUUUCUUGUUCGAUGAUAUAGGUGGGUUUCAAAACUCCAAGAACUCAGAAUUCGUUUCGUACAUCAAGCUGUCGAAAAACGGAGAAAAUGGUGGAAACAAUGGCGGAAAUGGAGCUAGUGAAAAGAAGCCAAUCGCUGCAAUUCUGGGCAUUGCCCUUUCCACUACGAUUGUCAUUUGUGGUCUGAUUUACGUCGGAAUUCGAUACAUUAGAAAGAAGAAGGAAUCUCCAGAACCUCCUCAAGAGAGUUCGGAAGAGGAGAAUUUCUUGGAGGGCCUCUCGGGGGCUCCGAUUCGUUACAGUUACAAGGAUCUUCAAACCGCGACGGAUAAUUUCUCAGUGAAACUCGGGCAAGGUGGGUUCGGUUCAGUUUACAGAGGAGUUCUACCAGAUGGGGCUCGUUUGGCAGUGAAGAAACUGGAGGGAAUCGGGCAGGGAAAGAAGGAAUUCAGAGCUGAAGUAGGCAUAAUCGGCAGCAUCCAUCACAUCCAUUUGGUCAGGCUCAAGGGAUUCUGCGCCGAGGGAACCCGUCGCCUUCUGGCUUACGAGUUCAUGGCCAAUGGGUCUCUCGACAAAUGGAUAUUCAAGAAAAACAGAGCAGAUUUCUCACUGGAUUGGGACGCGAGAUUCAACAUAGCCGUAGGAACAGCGAAGGGCUUAGCAUAUCUUCACGAAGACUGCGACGCCAAGAUCGUCCACUGCGAUAUCAAGCCAGAAAACGUACUUUUAGACGACAACUUCCAAGCCAAAGUCUCGGAUUUCGGCCUCGCAAAGCUAAUGAACCGCGAGCAGAGCCAUGUGUUCACCACAUUGCGAGGAACCAGAGGCUACCUCGCGCCAGAAUGGAUCACAAACUACGCCAUUUCAGAGAAGAGCGACGUGUACAGCUACGGAAUGGUACUGCUAGAGAUCAUAGGCGGAAGAAAAAACUACGACCCAACGGAGAGCUCGGAGAAAUCCCAUUUCCCAACCUACGCUUUCAAGAUGAUGGAAGAAGGGCGGCUCAGGGCCAUCCUCGACGCAAAAUUGAACAUAAACGAAAACGACGAGAGGGUUUUGGUAGCGAUUAAGGUUGCGCUGUGGUGCGUGCAGGAGGAUAUGCACCAGAGGCCGUCGAUGGCGAAAGUGGUUCAAAUGCUUGAAGGGGUUUGCGGUGUGCCGCAGCCGCCGAUUUGCUCGCCGCUGGGCUCUCGCCUGGUUGCGGGGUUUCUGAAAUCUAGCAGCGGGGAGUGGACUUCGUCGGGGCCGUCGGACUGUAACAGCGAUGCGUAUCUUUCGUCGGUGCAGCUGUCUGGGCCAAGAUAGUGGGCGGAAGCUCUGCCUCAUCUCUUAAGCCUUAUUUGUAUAAACUUGCGCUAAAUUUUCAGAUUGCUGCAGUUUUGUAACACCAGAUUUUGCUUAUGUACAGCUUCUUUGAUUAUCAGUUCUA